This is a messenger RNA of Topomyia yanbarensis, 3037 nucleotides long. RefSeq names its product protein DEK (gene Dek). Gene Ontology annotation, molecular function: DNA binding; histone binding. Gene Ontology annotation, biological process: regulation of double-strand break repair; chromatin organization. Bases 61 to 1896 code for a protein of 611 amino acids. Lineage: Eukaryota; Metazoa; Arthropoda; Insecta; Diptera; Culicidae. The transcript has 9 exons. The record is from RefSeq and is a predicted model, not a curated record. Gene Ontology annotation, cellular component: nucleus.
CAAUGUUUGUUUCAUCGGGCAAGCCCAAUUCGAAUUCUUCAAGUUUGAUAUUUUGCUAACAUGUCGGCAAACGCCGAUAAAGAGAAAAAUUCAACCAAAAUGGCCGAAGAUCGUGAGGAAAAGAAAGCCACCAGCCCCACUGACAAGGAGGAUCCCAAGGUAGAGGCCACUGCUGCCGCUGAUAAGAAGAAGGUCGACGAAGUUGAAGAUGGUAACGGUGAAGCCAGCGGCAAGGAAGCCGCAUCAUCUGCUGACGACGAAAAAGCAGAAGACAAGCCCAAAUCCAAGAAUGCAGUAGCAGAAGAUAAGAGCGCUGCCGAAGAGGAAGAUGGCGAAGCGGAGGAUGAAGAAGCGGAAGCUGAUGAGGAAGACGAGCCAGAAGAGGAGGAGGAGGAGGACGAUGAAGCAGAUUCUCCUGCCAAAUCGAAACCAGCAAAGGUAGCCAGUAAGGAAGCGGCUGUUAGCAAAGAAAAGCCCAAACCAGAACCGAAAGUUGCCGCCAAGAACGGCGAGAAAAAACCCUCUCCAACCGGUAAACCAUUGGGGGCCAUCGCUUUGAUCGAUGCCAACAUCGCCAAGACCAAGAUGGAAGCUCUGCAAACGCUACAUGUGUUCAUCUUCGAGAAGGAAGGUAAAGCUCCGUUUAUGAAGAAAAAUUUGAAAAAAUUCGAUGGUUUCGAGUUUGAUGCUGAUUCAGAUCAGUACAAGAAACGUUUGCAGGCGGCUGAGAAGAUAGAUGCAAAGAAACUUGCUCAAACUGCCGAGAUUCUUGAAUUGGACACUAAGGGAUCCAAGGAGGAGCUCGCUGAACGCAUUUUCAAGUUUCUACUUAAACCGGACGGCGAUGAAGAGCUGCCUGAGGAAGAGGCUGACGAAGAGGAAGCUGAUGACGCAGCCGAGGAAGAGGAGGAAGCCAGUGAAGAGGAAAAGAAGAAACCUGCAAAACGCCCCGCACCUCCCUCUGGUAGGGGUCGUGAGACUUCCAAGGGUGGUUCGGGUGGUAGACCAAAGCGGGCUACCGCUGGACGAGGUUAUCAAGAUAAUUCCUUAUAUGUAGAUUACACCAGUUCCGAGGAAGAAGAGCGGGUGGUUAAACCGAGGGGACGUCGCCGUAACGAUUCCGACAGUGGAUCUGACUAUAAUCCCUCGGCUGGCUCAGAUUCCGAUGCCGGCAAACGAAGGUCCGCACGUGCGCCGGUACGCGGAAGUCGUGUAUCAGCUCGAAGCCGGCGUAAGCAGUCAAGCGAAGAGGAAGAGUCCGACCCAAGUCCAAGCGAUGAUGAAUUCAGCGAUGACGAACCGAAGAAGAAACAGGCAAAACCAGCCGCCCGAGGACGGGGACGUCCGGCUGGUCGAGUGGCAGCUGCUAAGGCUCCGGUUCGCAAACGGAAGGCCGAAACUGAAAGUGAAGACGAAGAGAAUUCUGUGGCAGAGAGCGAGGAUAGCGAGAAACCACAACAGAAAAAGCCCCCGGCCAAGAGCAGUAAGGCUGUAGACAACAGUAAAGCGAAAAAUGCUACCCCGGCCAAAGGCCGAGGAAGACCGAAGCGAGAAAUGCCAGCCAAGAAAUCGAAACGGGACCAAAGCUCCGACGAAGAAGAGGACGAAGAGGAACCCGAGCAGGACGAGAAUGAAUCCGAGGAGGAUGAGAAGCCUCUAAAGAAGACCGAGAAGGAGGAAAAAAAGAGCAAGGAAUCAAAGGAAAAGGAUUCGGCUGCACCUCCCAGUGAGGACGAUAUCAAAGAAUUCCUCAAAGAAAUCCUCGAGGAAGCCAACCUGGAGGAGAUCACCAUGAAAACGGUGUGUAAAAAAGUGUACGCCAAGUAUCCGGACCAUGAUCUGUCGCAUAAGAAAGAUUUCAUUAAGGCAACAGUCAAAUCUCUAAUAUCGACGUAAGGAAUCCAAUGUGUGAGGAUUUAAGUUUUUCGCAAAUUUAUGCACGUUUUAUCACCUUCAAGAAAUAACUAACAUUUUACAGUGGAUAUGAUUAGAACAUACUGUAACGUGAUUCUAGCACGUAUUUAAAGUGUCGUUCGACGACAGUCAGUGACAGGGCAAACAGUUGACCUACACGCAAUUGGGAGCUGCGAGGGAGUGCAGUAGUCAAAUCAAAUUAAGCAGAGUAUAAACAAGUUUGAUCAGUACCCCCCCCCCCCCCUUGAGCAGAUGCAAAACCAUUGAACAAGGAACAACCUUCAGUUAAACUUAGAUUCUAAGCAACAAGAGCAGUUUAUCAGAAAGGUAAGGCUAGGUAUCAUUCAUGCUAAUUUACACACAUUUGAUACAUCUAAACGAAACUUACACAAUUUACAACACAAAAACGUGAGAGACGGUUUUCUGUCCAGAAGUACAAAAUUCCGAAUCACGUCAAAGAAUUUUAUACCUCUGGGACAUGUUGCGAUUUUUUUUCUUUUUGAACAAUGUUUUUGUUUUUUUUUUAUUAGUUGUAGACUAUUGUUACGUGCAUAACAAAAUUCAAUUCUCUUUUCCUCGCUAUCGAACGAAAGCGUAGUCUACGAAAGUUUAUUGAUAUUUUUAGUCUUUCAAUGCUACCGAAGUUUAGACUACCCUUUUGCAGGAUGAACGUUUAUUUCGCACCAUGUAAGUGUAAAAUCCAACGACAAAACAAAAGUCGGAGAGUAUUGAUUCGGAAAAUUGUAAAUGCUAAGCAAAACAAAUUAUAUAGGACAAUUUCUCGGACCCAAAAUUCACCCAGUUUCGGCCUCAAAAAAAAACAGGAUUGCAGUAUAACCGAAAUCGUAAGCUUAUAGAAUUUUGAAUUAUAGCCAGAGUCGAAUCAACAACACAAAAUUAUGAUGAGAUUUAAAAUAACGACAGAGAAAAGAACGAUAACAAAAACAAAACCUAUGUCGUGUUGGGAUGACAGAUAACAGUUCUUUUUAUAACGAGAGUAAUGUAAUGAAAGUAAAUGCUAUAAAUUGCAGUGUUUAAUAUAAUGAUGCAUACAGACAGGAAGGUAGGAGAAACAUUCAGAAAUAUUCAGAUAAAAAUAAACUAUGAUUACUAGGUGGAAUAA